Dalotia coriaria is the source of this 1589-nucleotide messenger RNA. RefSeq names its product male-specific lethal 3 (gene msl-3). Gene Ontology annotation, cellular component: MSL complex; NuA4 histone acetyltransferase complex; nucleus. Gene Ontology annotation, biological process: chromatin organization; regulation of DNA-templated transcription. Lineage: Eukaryota; Metazoa; Arthropoda; Insecta; Coleoptera; Staphylinidae. The record is from RefSeq and is a predicted model, not a curated record. The coding region runs from base 176 to 1468 and encodes 430 amino acids. The transcript is spliced from 8 exons.
AAGCGCAGUAGAUUAAUGGCGCAGGUUGCAGCGCAAAUGGCGCGACUGGCGCGGGCUGCUUGGCUCCUCAAUUAAACACAUAAUGCGGUAAAUUCUUUAAUAAAUACACAAGCAGAUACCGAAUAAUGCGCCGCGCAAAUUAGUUCACAUUCCAUUGUAGCGAUCGUUCGGUGGAAUGGUUUCUACUCGCGGCUUGAAACUGAAAUUUUUAGAAGGCGAGAAAGUGCUAUGUUACGAGCCCGAUCCAACAAAAGCUAAAGUGCUCUACGAAUCCAAGGUCAAAGACGUGAUCGUAAAAAAGGAUGACAAAGGGCGCAAAACUGUCGAAUAUCUCAUUCACUUCAGAGGUUGGAAUCCUUCAUGGGAUCGAUGCGUCAGUGAGGAAUUUAUCCUGAAGGAUACCGUAGAGAAUAGGCAACUACAACGCGAUUUGGCUCAAAAAUCAAAACUACAAUUCGGUUCUUACUUGUACCGUAAGGAACAAAAAAAGAAAACUAGUCCAGUUUUACCAGAUGAUGGAAGUUGUGAUAAUGUCGUGAUGGAGGAGGAGGAUGAAAACCAAGAGCUGACAAGCUCAGAGGAGUCCUCUUGUGAGGAAGACACUAUUCCACUUGAAGUUACCCCAGAAUUGAGAAAAAUAUUAGAAAACGACCACCGGCAGAUACACGAACGUAAUAAACUGCAUCGCCUGCCAGCGCUACCAUCUGUAGUAACCAUUCUGGAAACAUAUUGGAAGUGUUACAUCAACAAUCAGAAGUUGCUGUCAGAAAAAGGCAAUAAUCGCGUGCGGAACGGCACUAAUGGACAACGCGAGAAAAUUAAACCAGAAGUAUUGCAGAAGAAUAUCAAUAUUGUUCAGGAGUUUCUUGAUGGGCUAAGGAUCUAUUUCGAUUUCUGUUUGCCGGACGUUUUGCUUUAUAACGCAGAACGAGGGCAGACAGAUUUUAAACAAGCGCAAGUUGCUGCGCCACAUCUUAAAAUUAAAACCGAGUUUGUAAAAGUUGAAAAUUUCGAUGAAUCUCACGAGUUUACUCAAUUUACAAAUACCGAAGAAGACGAGCAAAAUAACGACGGUGAUGCAUCAACCCGACCAGCGUCAAGACGACGUUCAUUACGCUCUUACCGAAGUCUAGACACUAAUAGCAACGGCAGUGUCCACUCGGAUUCAUCAGUUGGUAAACCUGCCAGCGGUAAUAGCGCUGAUGUAAUCAGUCCGCUCUUCAAAAUUGCAAUGUGGAAGGCACUUCCCGACUACGUCUAUGCGCAGGAACCCAAACCGCCAUGUUUACAAUAUGGCGCUACCCAUCUCGCCAGGCUCUUUGUGAAAUUACCAGAACUAUUGUCGAGCACACAAAUGCCCGAGAAUAAGAUGAAGGUUUUGAUAACACACUUGGAAAGUUUCAUGGCAUUUUUAGCUGAACAUAAGGAGUGGUAUACGGACGAUGUCUAUAUUCACGGACACAAAUAAUUUUAAAAGGUAAAAUCUUGUGUAAAAAUAUUUUAAUUUACUUUUAAACUGUCUCAUCUUACUAUUUAUUGUAAUAUUUUAUUUAAUGCUGUUGCAAACAAAAUAAACGCAAUCUCAGUGA